Molecule: messenger RNA, 2997 nt
Organism: Cyprinus carpio (common carp)
Lineage: Eukaryota; Metazoa; Chordata; Actinopteri; Cypriniformes; Cyprinidae
Exons: 22
Coding region: 1-2997 (998 amino acids)
Biological process (GO): actin cytoskeleton organization
Cellular component (GO): cell projection; cell junction; cortical actin cytoskeleton
Molecular function (GO): actin filament binding
Source: RefSeq, a predicted model, not a curated record
AUGUCGGAGAGCAUUGUGAGGAAAAUCCAGCCGUUCACCAUCGGGACCAAACUCUCUGCGCCAGCCGUGCCAAAGUGCUCAGACUUUCCCGAUGGUUUUCUUCCAAACCGGACGUUUUCGGAUAACUGCACACUGAGGCACCUGAACGAACAGGUGUCUCUUUACCUCGGCCGCGACAGACACUGCGGACCCACGCCGAAGCAUCGACGCGAAGAGAUGUCCGACGACCGCCUGAACCAAAACACAAUCUCCCCCUCGAACACUGCAUCCAGAUCCAUCCGUAAGAUCACCAUCUCCAGCCGAAUGGAGGCCGCGAAAGACAGACUGACUCCAGGGAUGGAGCUGAAGAAAAUAAGAGCAAAUUCUGAGAAUAUUAAUAACAAUAACAACAUCACAACCUCCAACACACAGCUGCCUAAAAUAGUGGGUGUCAGCUGUGAGAAUAAACCCAGCUCACAGUUUAAGGUGUUGCUGUGUAAAGAUGGUGAGAAACAGUGCGGUGGUGACCGAGACAAAUUCACUCCUUCUCCACAGACCCAGAUACUCAAAACCCAAGCGAGAAAGGACGUGGUGGACAGUCCCUCCUGCGAGCACAAAGACGUGUGCGUGCCUUCAAAAGUCUCAUUGGUGCAAAGUGACCAGAGUUUUACCCAUCAAAACACCAUCUUCAAUAAGGAGAUCACUCAGGCUGAGACGUGGAUCAGAGCGAAGCUGCGAGACCUGAAGGACACCAGUAACAUCCACAGAUGUCCUCUGACCGACUGGGAGGAACUUUGUCAAACCCUCCAGAGAGAUUUGAAGGACUUCGAGAACACCGUCAUUCAGCUCAACCAGAUGGGAGAGCAAUUAAUGUGCAAGCUUAACCCGACGUCUGACCUGGUGAAGAAACAGCUGGCUCAGAUCCGCGACCAAUGGAACGCGCUCAAACAGACGGCAGCCAAUCACAUCAAGGCGAUGGGCGGGGCUAAAACUCUCCAGGAGUUUAAUAAGAAGGUGGACCGUCUGGAGGCGUGGAUCAGAGAGAAGGAGCAGGAACAAUCGCUGGCCAGCAUCCUUGGGGAAAACGCUGACAAGAUGCAGCUUACCAGGAAGAUACUGGAUUUGAAACAGGAUGAGCAGCUAUAUCAUAAUCUUCACGAGGAGAUCAAUCAUAUGGCCCUCAGACUGGAAAAACAGGGGAAGACUGAAGGAAAGACCAUCUCAACCCGCAGGAAACAUAUCAACAAAAUGUGGCUGAAGGCCCAGUUGCACUUGAAAGAAUAUCAGGAGAAUCUCCAGCUCGCCCUCGAAGUCUCGUCCUUCUACCAGCAGGCCGAUAACAUUGUCUGUUCCAUCAACAACAUGAGAAAAAGCCUCUCUGCGAGCAACGGAGUGGAAAUCGCCAGAGACGGGGAAAUUCGGGACGUUGCCAGUCAAAUCAUGAUGCUGGAUGUGAGCGUUUCCCAGCUCUCCAACCUGCACCCGGCGCUGGCGGCCCGCGUCACACAGAAGCAGAGCGAGGUGAAAGACUGCUGGGACGUCCUCCAGAAGACUCUCAGAAAGGAAAAAGCAGCUCAGCUCCCCUCCACACCCUCGUUAACCAGGGAUGGCAGUGACCCUGAAACCCAGAGCAGCGUGGGAACAGACCCACACAGAUUAUGGGAAAGGAGGUUAAAGAGGAACCAAAAUCGUCUGAAGGGGUUUACGCUUCAGGAAGCCUUAGCCUUUGGAGGAGUUAUUGACACUGGCAGGACAGAUCUAGAGGUUUCCAUGAGGCCGGGAGGAGACGCCGAAGCACUGCGGGAAGCCCUCAGACAGCCGGGAUGCAGGAGAGAUGCACGCGUGCCUGUGCCGAGUGAUGUCACAGCCACUGAAAGUGUCCUGGAUGAACACGCACUUUUUGUUUUACCUCCGCAAAAGUUUGCCGGAAGAGACGCCGAGCAUUCCUACGGGAAAGCCCUGUCAAACAGCCGGGAUGCAGGAGAGAUAAAUGCAUCAUAUGCCUUCUUGCCAUACAGGGAACGUGCGGAGGCCCGAGCCGGCAGCCACCUGGAUCGCUCCAUAACGCGAACUCCAGAACCCUAUCACCGUUUCUCUAACAGACAAGACUACUCUCCCUUGGCUCAAAGACAGCAGCGUUGCCGUAUGGGCCACAUCAGCAUCUGCAGUUUGGCCGGCGCCCGAACGGUUUUCGAAGCAGCCAAGAGCGUUCCAGGCCGCACUGGAACAGGAUAUCCUGGCCAACAGAGCCAGGACCCCCCUAGAGUUGGAGGGUUACAGUCUGGUGAGGGCAUCAGCAUCCGGGCAGCAUCAAUCCAGGAGUUUCUGGAGUCAGCUGGAGGGUUACUGUGGGACGAGCUGAAGAGAAGACAUGAGAGGAACGGACUGGUCCUGAAGGUCUCAGAGGAGCUCAACUACAGGGUGGUGCGGAUGCGGCAGUCCUCUGGCCCGUCUGGAGGCGGUUGGUUGGAGGCGGGUGAGCUGCGCACCAUCAGGCAGGCGUCUCUGGCUGGAUACCCUGAGGUCUGUGAGCGUGGCGGAGCAAUGAGAGCUGCCAGCUGGAGCAGGAGCGUUGCAGGAGCAGUGUGCAGUAUGGCACUGACCCAGCAGAGCUCAGAGCUGAAGGACACGCGAAUGCUCACAAGAGUUCCUGGAGAAGGUGGAGCUACGAGGAAAGUCCACUACAGCUACCCUGGUACAGUGAGCUUGAUCUCUGGAUCGUCUCUUCUGGGCUUGCCGAGUGACGCGGACAUGAGAGCCCCUGAUGGAAACUCCAUUGGGACCCAUAGGCAUUGCCAUGGUGUCAGUCAGCGGCGCAUGGAGCAUUGGGUGUCUGCAGCAGCGCUGUGUCCGAACUCAGCCAGCUUAGAUGUGCUAGAGAGAUGGAGAGUGAGAUGGCUUGUGAGAUGUGAGCCCGGAUCGCUGGCGGUCUGGUAUGACCUGCAGGAGUACACAGGGGACUCACGCUGGAGCUGGACAUCCACUGAGGCUCAGCCAGACCCUUGUUUUGUUCGAUAA